CUUAUAUUUCCCCAAAAAGGAAAACACUUGUCCUAAACUUCCAAAGAUUCCACCUUUAAAGAAUCUCUGAAUUACUUACAAAAUUUCCCAAAAACUUUGUCAUAGUUCUAGCUCUCAACAUUUCCACUCUAGGGUUUUUGGAAAUUACGAGGUAGCCAGUGAAGCAAUGGUGAAGGAGGAGGAUAGCAAAACUUUGGAGCUGUUCUUGAAAAUUGGAUUAGAUGAAAAGACUGCCAAAAAUACUUUGGCUAACAACAAAGUUACCACUAAUCUUACUGCCGUUAUUCACGAGGCAGCUGUGACUGAUGGUUGUGACCGUACUGUAGGCAACCUGAUAUACACGGUUGCUACAAAGUUUCCAGCCAAUGCACUUAACCACCGGCCCACAUUGCUUCAGUACAUUGUAUCAACAAAGAUUAAAACCCCUGCACAGUUAGAAGCGGCAUUCACCUUUCUUGCUGCAACCGCCUCUGGAAAUUUGAACACCCAAGAAUUUGAUGAGGCUUGUGGUGUUGGUAAGAAAUCCUGUUUCCCCAAGUCCAAUUAAUAUAACAUUAAUGGCAUUAGAUCUCUCAUGCUUGA
Messenger RNA from Nicotiana tabacum (common tobacco), 582 nucleotides. The record is from RefSeq and is a predicted model, not a curated record. NCBI's taxonomy places the organism in Eukaryota, Viridiplantae, Streptophyta, Magnoliopsida, Solanales, Solanaceae.